CUCGCGUGCACACUUCACUAGUUUGCCGAGCUCUCACGGUGACUGCAAGUUGCGCAACUCCCCUUAUUUGGAUAAUGUAGAUCACGUGGUUCUCAGUACCUACAAUUAGCAGUAGUGGUGUGUUUUAGGAAGACAGAGUGAGAGAUCGUAUGUGCGAAAAGAGAGAGAGAGAGAGAGGAAGAGAGAGAAAGAGAGAGAAAGAGAGGGGGUAAAGGAAGGCGGGGAACUUUGUGUCAAACACAGAGAGAGAGAGAGAGAGAGAGAGUGAGUGAGUGGGGUGAACAGAAGAGGGUCACAUAUGCCAGAGCUGUCGGUGUGAGCUUGUGAAAAUGCCCACCAACUUCACUGUGGUCCCAGUGGAGGACAGCGUCACCUCAGGCCAGGAAGGAGAGGGUGCGGAGGGUGACGGGGACGGGGACGCUGACGCGGAAGAGGCAGCAGCUCGGGAGCUAUCUGGCAGACGCGGCAAAGGAGAUGAGAGCCCUGAGGAGGACAGCCCUUUCUUCAACAGCUAUUAUGAUGGCAAAAACAUGGCCCUUUUUGAGGAGGAGAUUGAGAGUACCCCGAUGGUGUCCUCCCUCCUCAACAAGCUGGCCAACUACACCAACCUGACCCAGGGGGUGGUGGAGCACGAGGAGCAUGAGGAUGACGACGGUGUCAAGAGGGUCACCUAUAAGGGUCCUAUGAUGGGCACCUUCAUCGGGGUGUUCCUGCCCUGCGUCCAGAACAUCCUGGGUGUCAUCCUCUUCCUACGCCUCACCUGGAUCGUCGGCACCGCCGGGAUCCUGGGCUCCUUAGCCAUCGUCUUCAUUUGCUGUGCCUGUACCAUACUGACUACCAUAUCCAUGAGUGCCAUUGCAACUAAUGGUGUUGUCCCAGCCGGCGGUGCCUACUACAUGAUCUCCAGGUCCCUGGGCCCGGAGUUCGGAGGAGCUGUAGGCUUGUGUUUCUACCUGGGCACCACGUUUGCCGGCUCCUUGUACAUCCUCGGCACUAUUGAGAUCCUCUUGACUUACAUUGUGCCAGAAGCCAAACCAUUUUCACCAGAUCAGCCGGGGGCAGAAGGCAAUAACAUGCGAGUCUAUGGCACCUGCUGCCUCGCCCUCAUGGCCCUGGUGGUGUUUGUUGGGGUGAAGUAUGUCAACAAGCUGGCUCUGGUCUUCCUGUCCUGUGUGGUACUUUCCAUCAUGGCCAUCUACGCAGGUGUCAUCAAAACCCUCAUCGAACCGCCUGACGUCCCAGUGUGUCUGCUGGGAAACAGAACCUUGCAAAGCCAGGGCUUUGACUUGUGUCAGAAAGUGAUCGUGGAGAACAACGUGUCGAGGCACACGGAACUGUGGAACAUUUUCUGCACGAACGCCUCCAUCGAAUCGACCUGCGACGAGUAUUUCAUGCUGAACAACGUCACCCAGAUCCAGGGCAUCCCAGGCCUGCUCAGUGGAGUCAUCUCAGACAACUGGUGGGGGGAGUAUGGCCCCAGUGAGAUGGUGGUGGAGAAGAGGAGCCAGCCGUCGGUGCCCGUGCCAGAGGACAGGACGGAGGGCCACACCGAGCACUACGUGCUGAAUGACAUCGCCACCUGCUUCACACUGCUGGUGGGAAUCUACUUCCCCUCAGUCACAGGAAUCAUGGCUGGGUCUAACAGGUCUGGAGAUCUCAAAGAUGCUCAGAAGUCCAUUCCCACGGGCACCAUCAUGGCCAUAGUGACUACUUCCUUCAUCUACUUUUCCUGUGUUUUGCUGUUUGGAGCCUGCAUUGAAGGUGUGGUUCUUAGAGACAAAUUUGGAGACUCGGUGGAAAAAAAACUGGUGAUUGGUCUACUGUCCUGGCCGUCUCCAUGGGUGCUCGUGAUUGGCUCUUUCUUCUCGUGCGCGGGGGCGGCUCUCCAAAGCCUCACUGGAGCCCCCCGUCUGCUGCAGGCCAUCGCACGGGACGGCAUUGUUCCCUUCCUGCAGGUCUUUGGCCAUGGGAAAUACAAUGGAGAGCCCACAUGGGCCCUGUUGUUGACGGCUGGCAUCUGUGAGAUUGGGAUCCUGAUAGCUUCACUGGACGCUGUUGCUCCAAUCCUUUCAAUGUUCUUCCUGAUGUGUUACCUGUUUGUCAACUUGGCCUGUGCUGUCCAGACCUUACUGCGCACUCCAAACUGGAGACCAAGGUUUAAAUUCUACCACUGGACGCUUUCCUUCUUGGGCAUGAGCCUGUGCCUGUCCCUCAUGUUCAUCUCCUCCUGGUAUUAUGCCCUGGUGGUGAUGCUGAUCGCCGGAUGUAUCUAUAAAUACAUCGAAUACAGAGGGGCAGAGAAGGAGUGGGGAGAUGGCAUUCGGGGACUGUCGCUCAAUGCAGCCUACUAUGCUCUUGCCAAACUGGAAGAUGCACCCACUCACACCAAGAACUGGAGGCCCCAGCUGUUGGUGCUGCUGAAGCUGGAUACAGACCUGUCAGUGAAGCAUCCGCGCCUGCUGUCCUUCACCACCCAGCUGAAGGCCGGCAAGGGCCUGACCAUCACCAGCUCCGUACUGGAGGGCUCCUACAAGACCCGAGGCUCCGACGCCAAGCACGCAGAACAGAACGUGAGGUCCGCCAUGUCGACGGAGCGGACGAAGGGCUUCUGUCACGUGGUGGUGUCCUCCAACCUGCGUGACGGCUUCUCUCACCUGAUCCAGUCGGCCGGCCUGGGCGGCAUGAAGCACAACACGGUGCUCAUGGCUUGGCCAAUCAACUGGAAGCAGGCAGACAACUCCAUGUGCUGCACAAACUUCACUGAGACCGUCCGAGAGACCACUGCGGCUCACCAGUGCCUGCUGGUGGCCAAGAAUAUCGACCACUUCCCCGCUAAUGACGAGCGGCUGGACGGAGGCACCAUCGAUGUGUGGUGGAUCGUCCAUGACGGGGGCCUUCUCAUGCUACUGCCCUUCCUGCUCCGGCAACAUAAAGUAUGGCGGCAUUGUAAAACGCGCAUCUUCACCGUAGCACAACUGGAUGACAAUAGCAUUCAGAUGAAGAAAGACCUGCAGAGAUUCAUGUACCACCUGCGUUUGAAUGCUGAGGUGGAGGUGGUUGAGAUGCAAGCAAGUGACAUCUCAGCCUUCACCUAUGAAAAGACCCUGGUGAUGGAGCAGCGAUCCCAGAUGCUGAAACAAAUGCAGCUCUCAAAGACAGAGCGGGAGAGAGAGCUCCAGCUGAUCCAUGACAGGAACACGUCAGCCCACGCCUCCCAGAGUGACAGGGCCGCCACCAGCCCUGUCCACAUGACCUGGACCAAGGACAGGCUGGUGGCAGAGAGGCAGCGCAACCGCGAGGCCAGCAUGGGCGUGCGAGACAUCUUCAACAUCAAACCGGAAUGGGGAAAUCUAAACCAGUCCAAUGUGCGUAGAAUGCACACUGCGGUCAAACUGAAUGAGGUCGUGGUCAGCAAAUCUCAGGACGCUGAGUUGGUGCUGCUCAACAUGCCGGGUCCACCCAAGAGCAAGGAGGGCGAAGAGAACUACAUGGAGUUCCUGGAGGUGCUGAUGGAGGGCCUGGACAGGGUGCUGCUGGUCCGCGGAGGGGGCAGGGAGGUCAUCACCAUCUACUCUUAGCACCGUACCCACCCAGGUCUCAGCCCAGAGGAGGAGGAGGAGGAGAAGGAGGA
Molecule: messenger RNA, 3631 nt
Organism: Engraulis encrasicolus (European anchovy)
Lineage: Eukaryota; Metazoa; Chordata; Actinopteri; Clupeiformes; Engraulidae
Gene: slc12a7a
Product: solute carrier family 12 member 7a
Exons: 25
Coding region: 330-3578 (1082 amino acids)
Biological process (GO): chloride ion homeostasis; potassium ion import across plasma membrane; cell volume homeostasis
Cellular component (GO): plasma membrane
Molecular function (GO): potassium:chloride symporter activity
Source: RefSeq, a predicted model, not a curated record